AUGAGCGGCCCGUCGUCAGGCUUGAGGAGGUUCUUCUCCUGCUUCUCCGCGAGAUCCAGCGGCGUCGCGGGCGCCACCGCCUCGGACUCCGACGGCGACGGCCCCCACGGGGGCGAGGACCUCAUCAGCGGCCUGCCCGACGACGUCCUCUCCAGCAUCGUCUCCCUCCUCCCGAUCAAGGAGGCAGCGCGCACGGCGGUGCUCUCCUCCCAGUGGCGCCGGCUCUGGGCCUCCAGCCCGCUCGUCCUCGACGACACCGACCUCCUCCUCAACAACCCCAGCCACGUGGGCGCGGUCAGCGCCACCGUCUCCGCCGCCAUGCGCGCCCACCCGGGCCCCUUCCGCUCCGUGAGCCUGACCUGCUACUUCAGCGACGCCGAGAAGCACGUCCUCCGGCGCUGGAUCCGCGUGCUCGCCGCCAAGGGAGCCAGGGAGCUCGUCCUGAACAACAUCCCCUGGGCGGGGCUUGACCUGCUCCCCCGCGCGCUCCUCGAGUGCCGCUCGCUGCAGCGCCUCCGGAUCUCGGACUGGCGGUUCCACGACACGUCCGGCGCCCCCGUCCUGCCGCGGGGAGCGGCGGCGCUGCCCCGCCUGCGGGAGCUCGUCCUCAGCAGGACCAUAAUCCAGGAGCUGGACCUCGACCGCGUGCUGGCGAGUAGCCCCAGGCUUAAUACCCUCGUUUUCGUACUCAGCGCUGGCGUGCCCGCGCAGGUGCGCGUCAGCAGCCGAAGCCUCCGGUGCGUCGUGUUCUGGCACUCCGUGGCGGAGGAGCUCGCCGUCGUCGCCGCCCCACUGCUGGAGCGGAUCAUCAUCCAAACGUCAUCGUCAUCGUGUGGCAGCAGAAGGGACGGCAGUCGCAUGAGGGUCAAGAUCGCCAGAGCGUCCGUGCUUCAGGCAUUGGGGUUCCUCAAUCCCAACCAUCACGAGCUGCAGAUCGGAGACACGGUCAUUAAGGAUGGUAAGAAGGUUGCGCCUGAUGCAGUGGUUCCGAGCGUCAAGAUAUUAGCACUGUCCGUUCAAUUUGGAGUUCGCAGUAAAGCAAGGAUGGUUUCUUGCUUCCUUCAAUGCUUCCCAAACAUUGAAACUCUACAUGUCCGGUCUAUUCCAGAUCGUGGAGCCACUAGCAAGAACGGGAAUUCUGAGUUUUGGAAGAAUGAAAUUGAUUCAGUUGAGUGUGUCAAGGGAAGUAUCAAUAAGGUAGUAAUUCAUGGGUUCCAGUGGGAGAAUUGUGAGAUCGAAUUCCUCAAAUCUAUUCUUGAAGGAGGAAAGGUGCUUCAGAAAAUCUACAUCUUAGAGGAUAAAAGUAUUUCUGUUUCGGGGGGCGGCGUAAAUGGUACACUAAGCUUGCUGGCCUCACUGAGCAACGGCAUUGAACUGAUGAUAUUGGCAGGUCAAGAUUAUGGCAUUUGGACAUAUGAAGUGGCUUCUGAUCUUUCUCGCAAUGACCCGUUUGAUUGCCUGAAUUGA
Messenger RNA from Panicum hallii, 1467 nucleotides. Its product is annotated as FBD-associated F-box protein At5g60610-like. The record is from RefSeq and is a predicted model, not a curated record. The transcript has 3 exons. Bases 1 to 1467 code for a protein of 488 amino acids. Gene Ontology annotation, molecular function: protein binding. NCBI's taxonomy places the organism in Eukaryota, Viridiplantae, Streptophyta, Magnoliopsida, Poales, Poaceae.